This is a messenger RNA of Salvelinus sp. IW2-2015, 483 nucleotides long. RefSeq lists its product as uncharacterized. Bases 1 to 483 code for a protein of 160 amino acids. The record is from RefSeq and is a predicted model, not a curated record. The transcript is spliced from 4 exons. Gene Ontology annotation, cellular component: mitochondrion. Lineage: Eukaryota; Metazoa; Chordata; Actinopteri; Salmoniformes; Salmonidae.
AUGUGGUUCAGGAGGACUCUAAAGCAGAAUGGGAAGGUCAUGAUCCCCCUUCACCUCAUCAACUCCUCCAUGUGGUUUGGGACAUUUUACUAUGCUGCCAUGCAGGGUGUAAAUGUCGUUCCGUUUCUGUAUUAUGUUGGACUCCCGCAGGAGCUUGUUAAACUGUUGGAGCAUUCCCAGAGUGGCUAUGCACUGAAUGCUCAUAUCUCAUUACACAUUGUCACAGUGUACCUGGCUGAGGUGGCAAUAAGGCGGACGUCCCUCUCGAUCAGGUACCUCCAUAAACACAGCCACAUGACCACCCCACCGCCCAUUAAGGAGUAUCUGCAGGACAAGAUGGAGGAGACCAAGGAACGCCUCUCUGAGAAGAUGGAAGAUGGAAGAGAUCAUCUGUCGGGGAGGAUUGGGGACAACAAGGACAAGUUGGCAGAGAAACUCCAGGAGACCAAAGACCAAGUGUUUUUCAGAAAGAAACCGGAAUAG